AUGAGCCUCGCUUUCAACACCGAUUCUAUCGUCCCACUAUGGCUGAACGGAGCCCAGCGCGUGACAAAGGCCACCUUUGACGUGGUCUCACCCGUCUCCCAUCAGGUCUUAUGGAAAGCCUCUGCGGCUGACGAAGGCGAUGUCGAAGAUGCGAUCGCAUCAGCCGCUACAGCCUUUGAGACAUGGCGAUGGACAAAGCCCCAAGAGCGGCGCGAGAUCUUCUUACGAGCCUACGAGCUCCUGAAGGAGCGUCGGGAUCAGAACAUGGCAUACAGUACCACAGAGACCGGGGUGCCACCGGUCAUGUUUGGAUUCGAAUACAACGGUGCCAUCGAUAUCUGUCUGCAGCUGGCCGGCCUGUCCGCGCAUUAUGGCACCGUAGUCGAUCCUGACGCAAAUGACACCAGUGCAGUGGUCAUCAGUCAACCGUAUGGCGUGGUGUUGGGAAUUGGUCCCUGGAAUGCUCCCCAUACACUCGGCAUGCGCUCCUGUCUGUUCCCUCUCGCUGCUGGAAACACAGUCAUCCUGAAAGGCCCCGAGCUGGCGCCAGCAACAUACUGGCAUUUCGUUUCGAUUCUGCAUGAAGCCGGUCUCCCGGCUGGCUGUUUGAACACCAUCUAUCAUCGACCAAGUGGCGCUGCCGCCAUCACAAAGCAGCUCAUAUCGCAUCCAGCCAUUCGAAAGGUGAAUUUCACCGGUAGCACCGCUGUUGGGUCUAUUAUUGCCGGGCUUUGCGGACAAUAUAUCAAGCCCUGUCUGCUUGAGCUGGGCGGGAAAGCAAGCGUCAUUGUCUGCGAGGAUGCAAACCUCGAACUGGCCGCAGAGCAAUGCGCGUUGGGCGCUUUCAGCCAUGCAGGUCAGGUCUGUAUGAGCACUGAGCGCAUCAUCGUUCAUGACAGUGUGGCCGACCGCUUUCGUCCGAUCCUGAAGGCGGCGAUCGAGCGUAUCUUUGGUGCGGGUCAGCCGGCGCCCGUUCUCAUCAAUGAGAAGGCCGCAGCUAAAGUGCGUGGUCUCGUGCAGGAUGCAGUUACGAAGGGGGCAAAUCUUUUGUAUGGUUCUUUAUCCGAUGCGAAUGAGGGGGUGAAUCGCCUUCUACCCAUGGUGGUUGAGGAUGUUCAACCUGGCAUGGACAUCUACUACAACGAGUCCUUUGGGCCGUCUGUGUCACUCUACACUUUCACAGAUGAUGAACAAGCACUGAAGCUGGCCAACGAUACCGCGUAUGGCCUCACGGGAGCAGUGUUCACAGAGGAUCUACGACGCGGACUCAGCCUUGCCAAACGACUGGAAACUGGAGCAGUGCAUAUCAAUAAUAUGACCAUUCACGACGAGGUUUCGUUGCCCCAUGGUGGUGUGAAAGACAGCGGUUUUGGGCGGUUCAAUGGGCCUGACGGGCUGAGGGAAUGGGUGAAGACGAAGUCGAUUACCUGGCGGGACUGA
Molecule: messenger RNA, 1440 nt
Organism: Penicillium mononematosum
Lineage: Eukaryota; Fungi; Ascomycota; Eurotiomycetes; Eurotiales; Aspergillaceae
Product: aldehyde dehydrogenase
Exons: 1
Coding region: 1-1440 (479 amino acids)
Molecular function (GO): succinate-semialdehyde dehydrogenase (NAD+) activity
Source: RefSeq, a predicted model, not a curated record